This is a messenger RNA of Diatraea saccharalis (sugarcane borer), 567 nucleotides long. NCBI's taxonomy places the organism in Eukaryota, Metazoa, Arthropoda, Insecta, Lepidoptera, Crambidae. The record is from the annotation of a GenBank genome assembly.
AUGACUCACGAUGAGGUCAUUUAUCUUGUUGAAUUAAUACAAGAUAAACCUGCGUUAAUGAAAAAGGCAACCAAUGCCACUACAAAUAAGCUUAAAGAUGAAGCUUGGUUGUCUGUCACAACAUCCUUCAAUGCAAAGUUACCAAAGCAGCGGUUUUUCACUAAGAUAUACAAACCAUCGCCAAUACUUACUAACGUACAGACGGAAGAUUAUCUAUAUAUACAGACGGGUGGUGGAAAACCAGAGUGUAUACCCCCAGACGACAUUUUAGACAAAGUGGCAGGUCUUUUAGGGUCAACCUGCUCGGGCUUUGAAGUUUCUUUUGGUGGUGACAGAAGCGAUAGCAAUGUAGUUUUGGUGGAAGACAGUGAUGUUGAAAUACAAGAGACAACAGACAGAAAUGAUGCAUCACAAAACAUUUCCGAGGAAGAGUACUGUCCGAGUGAAGGCAAAGUAGGCACGUGCCUAGGGGCGCGAGAUUACAAAGAGGCGCGCGCGCGGAAGUUUAUGAACAAAGAAAAAUAUAACAAAAUUAACAGAAGAUUCUUCAACUCUAUAGAGAUGUAG